AUGUCUUUCGAUUGGCUAAAUGUUCCAGGACUUUCGUCUGAUGAUUCUGGACAUAUUCGGGACGCAGAAUCUCCGCCUCCACCGGUAUCAUUUGAUUUCGGAUCUACUGUGGGCUCCAAAAAUGGCGGUUUGGAUCGGACAAAUAGUUCUGGCGGCGAGGAAUAUCAAGAAUCGAGAGAAGAUUUGGCAGCUCCGCUCUCCCUUUCAAAAAACCAACUGUCAAGGGAAGAAGUAAGAACGUACUUGCGAUGGUAUGGGUACAUAACGUCGCGAAAAAAUGCCAAACUGAUAAGAUUGGAUGACAUUUUUCGAUUUAUGUCGAAUUUCCUGCUCUCACAAGUGGUCAAAGACCGUGUAGAACAUAUCUUCAAGUCGUGUAAAAACGCUCUCAACAUCGGCCAGUUUUUUGCAGUCUUGAGACUUAUUUCGCGUGCUAUGCAUGAUGAUGUGGUGCCUACAAGAGGAAUGAUUCUGCAUCCCACACCAGUACCAAAACCAAAAUCGAUUUUGGCUGCAGGAAAUGAAGAAGUUUACGAAGAAAUUGACGACUCACAAGACGCAGGCCCCGAACUAAAGGUCGAUUUUGACAGCUUUGCUUCCCUGCUGCUCACAGGCCAAAAGAAAAAGCGAUAUAGACGAAAAAUCACCAAUUAUCUGAAAAAACUCAAAAAAGUUCGGUUUUCCGACAAUUUGGUGACCUUCCAAGACCAAAUCUGGGCCAAUGAAGGCAACUCACACGUUGAAGAAAGCGAGGUCAUUGAUGAUAACAAACCGCUGGAUCUAUCUUUACCCAUGGAUCAAUUACUCAAAAAUCUAGCCGUUAGAAAGAAAAACUCUGCUCUGGUCUCAAAGCCCCCCUCUGAGCAGACGCCGGAUUCUCAAGAAGAAAAGGAGGUUUUAGAAGAUAUGAAAGAGUCCUUGAAUCAUUUUCAGCAAUUACAAAAAGCUGAUACUGUUGCCCAGAACAGCUUCCCGAUCCAAUCUUCCACUGGGAAUUCAGAAGGAGGACCCACGCUGGAACCACUGAAACCCACUGCCACUGGGUCCGCCAACUAUUUAUUCCGAUCCAGUCAACCACCCAUCCAGCAUAUGCAACAAGAACCUUUGAGACCAACGUCCACAGGCUCCGCUAACCAUUUUUUUCAAGCGAAAAAGCCAGCAGACCAGAACUGGCAAUCGCAGCAACCAUUACAACCACUCAAACCUACGGCUACCGGGUCAGCAAACAGUCUUUUUCGAUCUCGUCAAGAAGGUGUCUCUAAUACUCAACAUGUAUCACCUAACCCCGCAUUCUCGAGUCCAAAUCUAUCGAAACCUGGUCAGAAUAUAAGCACUAACUCAAGCAAUUCCCUUGCUUCAGCUCUAACACCGCAUAUUGAUGGACCUCUUCACGCAAGAUCUGAUAUGCGACAAGCACCCCCAGCCCAAAAUCCACAAUUGCGAUUUCCUGACCAAUACCCAUCUGCAACGAACAAUUACUCAUUGUCACAGUACCAGUCAUCGCCACAAUUCCCGAAUACUUAUAGAAAUGAAACCUUCAAUUCCACAGAGCCAGGAAAUAAUUCAGGGUUCGGUAUGUCACCACAGACCACGAACCCAAAUCAGUUCAAUUUCCACUUUAACGCCAACAACCAUCUGUUUAUGUCGACAUCUCCGUCGCCUAAUGCAAGCACAAUGCAACUCAACCAGCCAUCAAAUCCAGGUCAAUUUCAGCCACUUCAAGGCAGUCUCUCGCCAAUGCCAGGAAACUCAAGUGGAGGCGGCUUCCCCGCCAUGAAUCACAAUGGACCCCUCAAUGGCCAACCAGACAGGAACUAUCUUCACCCAAGUUAUACCGGUCCUGCGCUUUCGGGAUACUCAAAUAACAGGUUGACUGUUCCGCCCCGAGACACGCAUAGCUUUUCGCCGUCCCCCGUUCCACAGUCCAACUACUUCCCACAAAACCCACCGAACAAUUAUCAGUCAAAAGACAUUCUGGGUGAUCUUAAAGCUUUGCAAGCUCAUGUGGAUCAUUUGCAAAAUGCAUACAACCGCUAA
This is a messenger RNA of Lachancea sp. 'fantastica', 2037 nucleotides long. Lineage: Eukaryota; Fungi; Ascomycota; Saccharomycetes; Saccharomycetales; Saccharomycetaceae. The record is from the annotation of a GenBank genome assembly.